CUUGCCUUCCAUGGAAAAGGUGGAGCUUGUGACUUGUCUGAUGUCUCCAGGGACUUGCUAAAGAACCUGAAACGCCAUAAAGAAGAGGAUGUUCUUAAAGGCCAGGCGGUGAAGAACCAGAAGACUAUCUGGAACAGGGGUCUUGAACUGAGGAUGUUACUUCAGAAAGCAUUCCCGUCCUCAAAUAGGCUUCCAUUGGAACCGGUUCGGUCUGCAUUUUGCAAUUCUGAGGAAGAAGUGAGAGUAGCUUAUGAUGACCUCAUUUCAUCAUCCAAAAAGACUUUGGAAUCCCUUGUUGAGCUGCAAGAGGCUUUACUAGAAAAGAAUCCUUCUGUUUCUCAAUCAUCUAAUGGUAAUGUUGGGAAACCUGUGAAGAAGCAGUCAGAUGACUCCAAGUCCUUGAGUGAUGAAGAUGAAGAAUGGUCUAAAAUUUCACAAAUGCAUACAAGGGUAGCUCCAUUUAGAAAUAAAUCCAUAGACAAGUGGCAGAGGAAGACAGAAGUUACAACUGGGGUAGCAGCUAUUAGAAACAAGUUGCAAGCUUUCAAUCAGAAUAUCAGUGAACAAGUUUCUGCAUAUAUGAGGGAUCCAAGCAGAAUGGUUAAGCAAAUGCAGUUGAGAAAGUCUGAUGUUAACAUCUUUGGGCCUGUAAGUUGUUUUACAGCUUCUUGUUUUGUUUUUGAAACGCAUCCUGAUGGUGACCCUGAGCUUCUUGAUGAUACUGAGUUUUACAAACAACUACUGAAAGAAUUCUUUGAGGCACUUGACCCAAACUCAAGUGAGAUGGCAUUUUAUGCUGUAAAAAGAGUUCAGACUAAGAAGAGGAAGGAGGUAGAGCGACGUGCCUCAAAGUCCCGCAAGAUCAGGUACAAUGUACACGAAAAGAUAGUCAAUUUCAUGGCUAAGCGGCCAGAGGAUAUUCCAGAUAUGGCCCCUAAACUGUUUGAGAAUUUGUUUGGUCUCAAGACCCAGAACCGUUGAAUUAUGGCCGGUUUCUACCGUAUACACCAGCUAUGUAUGGGAUGCACAACUCCAUGGCUCCGAAAAUUUUGAUUCCAUUAGCCCUUGCUCAGAUUAUUCUCUUAUCGACUUAUAUUGCGAAAUUGCAGGGACUGUGACUUGUAACGUGGCAUGAUCUCUAAAGAUGGCAUAGCGUUAUUGUAUAAUUAGGGAACAUGAGACAAUGUUACUAUUCGUUCAAUUUACUUGUUAUGCAUGUCUGGUUUGAUGGGUUGCUUGACGGCGAAUGAGAACGAAGAGGAGGGUUUCGUGUAUGGUUUGAGUCGUGAGAUUGAGUGACAAAACCCUACAUCUGGGGACAGGAAAAUCUAGUGUUUCCUUGGCGAUACUCUUCUGCUCAUUUCCCCCUCUGUUGAUAACAGGAAUCAAUAAGAAAGUGAAUCAAAGAAGACAUGGUAACGUGACAGAUCAGUACUGAGAAUUCAUGUUAACGAAAGUUAAAACCGCGGCAAAUGCCUGCCUGUGCCAUACUUGUUCGUCUUUGCUGGCUUCUGUCUCUCCCCUGACAGCAACAAUGGCCUUCCCUCUUAAUAAAAUACCCCAUGAAAGGAG
This is a messenger RNA of Linum tenue, 1572 nucleotides long. Lineage: Eukaryota; Viridiplantae; Streptophyta; Magnoliopsida; Malpighiales; Linaceae. The record is from the annotation of a GenBank genome assembly.